Molecule: messenger RNA, 17210 nt
Organism: Zootoca vivipara (common lizard)
Lineage: Eukaryota; Metazoa; Chordata; Lepidosauria; Squamata; Lacertidae
Source: RefSeq, a predicted model, not a curated record
GAAGUGACCAAACUCUUUACAAACGAAGAAAAAACAGAAACUCCUAACAGUGGGAAGCUGCCUGCUACUGCAAAUCAGAAUGUGGAAAAAAGAAACCAUAAGCAUACAAAGAAACAGAGAAACUGGGAAGUUAAGCAAAGCAAAGUCAGUUCUGAAGAUGGUGUUACAGUAUAUUUCCAUGCCAUACUGUCUAAGGACUUCAAAGGAGAGUCUGAGGAGCCUAGAGUCUUCAUUAGGGCAGGAGGCAUUUCUGGAUAUAAUGAUUGGGAAGACAAUAUUUGUAAGCUGGCUUGCAAAAAGGAUGUUGGUAAACAUGGACACCUAUUCGAAGGUUGUGUCACCAUUUCAAUGGACAACAUGGAUAAACAAAUUCCCUAUAAAUAUUAUGUGGUAUGUGGCGAGGAAGGAGAGUAUGAAGUUAUUCCCAAAGAGUCUCCAGAGGGAUUCUGUGUGAAUCGUUGUUUGUUUAUACAGUUAAAGUAUUUAAGUGGUACAGAUUGGCAUCAGUUUGAUGAUAUAAUAUGUAAAGAAUCCUCUUCAAGCAGGUGGAAUAUUGUAAUCAGUAAGAAUGCCAAUAUUGUGGAAAGAAAGAAAAAGGCUUUACAAAUAAUGCUGGAUAGUCUGUUCUGUAUAUUGAAUACCUCAACUUCUUGCAGUGUCGAGAACUUCUUCCAGCAAUUUCAGCAGUUUUACUUGGUGAAUAGGAAGCUAAUGGUACAUGAGGGAGAGCCAAAGGAAUGGACAGAUUUACAGUUUGAUGAAAAGCAGGUUCAAAAGGUGAUUAAAGAUUACUUGGAAGAUUACCAAAAGAGUGCAGCUUGGAAUACAUCAGAAUAUAAAAAACUAGUCCUGACAUUGACCAUCUUUCUAUUAUCUGGAGAUUUCUAUGUUAUUCCAAAAUCAAAACAAGAGUGUAUCAGAUUUUGCAGCCUUCUUUGCCUAAAGGAGCAACCACUGGCAAAGACAAUGAAUAAAGUUAAAGAAGUGUUUUCAAAGAUUUCAUGGUGUCCCCCAGGCUCUCAGAUUCCAUCCCACGAAAGGUUGGGGGGGUAUUUGAGAAUGUUUUGCAAUUUUUGUAUUGUACAGCAAGUUCAUCAGUGGCUGUGGACAAUCCCAGUUCUUCAUCUCUUUACUGAUUUUGAAUACGCCCAAGAGAAUGCUCAACUUGAAUCGGAAGACGCAUGGGCAAGGUUGAAAGAUCUUCCCUUUGUUCAAUAUAGGAUUGAUGAAGAAGGUUCUGAGAAAUUCUUACUACCACAAAUGAAAGAAAAGAAAUAUUUAGUGAAAGAAAGCAGAGCACUGUUCAGAUCAUGGUUUUCCUUGCUUCCUCGAAGAGCCUUGGCUGAAUUUAUCUCUGACUUUCCUGCUGAACCAGUAGACUAUCUUCUAGGAAUUUUUCAUAGACUGGAGAAUGUGAAAGCCACUUAUACCUGUGAGGAGGUAGAAAAAUUCCUGAUGAAGGUGUUGGAUGCCCUCUAUAACAAACAAAAUGAAAUGUUACAGCAGGACACUUGGAACUCGUAUGUGACUGUCUGCCAAAGACUUCAUGAGAAAAUAUGUAGAAAAUUCCUGAAUCUUCAAUAUUACAAGAUACCAGCUGUUUCUGUCAACAUUAUUUCAAGGAUUCUUGAAUUUGCACCUUCAGAGGCUUCAAGAGACAAGGCUAUGCAGAAUACUCCAAAGACAGUAUACCAAUGGCUUCAUAAUACUACCAGGGACUGGUUUUGUGGUGUUCUACCAACACGUAUGCUGAAACCUGUUUCAGAUGAAAAAGUUCAGCUUACUUUUUCAAUGGAGCUUGAGGCAUGGAAUCGAUUUCUGAAAAUUAAUUUCCGUGAUGCAAACCUCACAGAGGACUGGAAGGGAACUUUAAUUAAAGACAUGCAAAGCAGAAUCAAGCAGGUACCUCCACUUCAGCAGAUUAAAGCCUACUGCCGCUUCCUUUCAGAUUUUGAAAAAUAUGAGCCUCUGAUUGGCAAAUCUUUUGAAAGUUGUGCCAUAGAAGCUGUUAACUUAGAAUACAAGAGUGAUCUCAUUCAUCUGAUGGCCUCUUACAACUUGAGCAAGCUUGUAUCUGCUGUCAUCACAAAAUCAUGGCCAAUUGAUAAAGAAGGAAAACCUCUGAGUGACCUGGAAGGUGUUUUGCAUCAUCUCCUUGUUUGGCCAGGCAUCCAGCAUCUUUUCACCUUCAAAGGAGGAAGUGGGGACUUCCUGAGCCAACUUACUGAUGAUGCCAAGGCAUUAAUGAAGAUUACUGAGUCCGUACAUAAAGAAAUUUAUGGCAAUCUCAUGACAGGCCAGAUCUUAAUUAGACAUUUGGAAUUAAUUAUAAAGUGCAAGGAACAAUUUGUGAUCAUUUGGGAAUUAAUGAAUAAAUCUCUCUCAUCCAUGGAGAAACCAAAGCAAAAACUGAAACUAGAAGAAGUACUUCAGUUGAGGCUGCAAGAACUAACAUCUGUCAAAGAGGAACAAAAACAGUUGGAAUUAUUUUUGAGCAUGUUUCGGAAGGUGGAAUACAUUGUAAAAGUGGAUAUUGCUGAAAUGGAACAGAAGCACCGUGAAAACCUGUCCUCAAAAGCAUUGCAUGAUGUUGUGAAUGUGAGGCAUUCAGUUUUGCAGAGUGAUGAUAAAAUAGAGACACAUUACCACCUGAGUCCAGCCCAAAAGAAGAUGACUGAAACUCUGAAUAACUUUAAAGAAAGCAACAUCUUCCAGUACUGCUGGGAGUGGGCAGCCGAAAAGCUGGCAAGCAGUACUGAGGAUUUGAGCAAAGAGGAGAGCAUUGACAUUUUGAAUCCUGAUUUUUUAUUUAAAUCUUGUUACAAUGAAUUCUUCAGACUCUAUGAAUGCCUGAAAUCUGAAGAGCUCACAUUUGCUGAAGUGGACCUUCUCUUCAAGAAUUUUACAAACCAUUAUGAUGGACUGAAAAAGGAUUUUCAGAUUAUAUGCCGCCUUCAGCCUCAAGACAGUGGGAAAUGGGUAGAGCAACGAGUUGAGCAGAUCCAGCAGUAUCAUAAAUUACAUUUGGCUUUGGGCUGUGUUAAAGUUAUUGACAAGGUCAGGGAAGGUUUAAACCUCUCUGGUGACUUCAGCGACCUGCAACUAUUACUGAAAUUUGAAGAUGAACUCCAGUCCUUCGAGAGAGAAAAGCUGUCCUCCAUAAGUGCUUCAUUGAUACAUGCUAUGAAAGUGCUGCAAGACAUCACUGAACCACGUCGUAGGUGCCUUGAAGAACUUGCAUGGAGGAGGGAGUUUGUCAGCUGGGUCAAAAAGGUUAUAAAAGAUAUAAAUGAGCUAAAGGUAUUUGUGGACCUGGCCUCGAUCUCUGCAGGAGAAAAUGACAUGGAUGUGGAUCGUGUGGCCUGUUUCCAUGAUGCUGUGCUUGGCUACUCUUCUCUGUUGUAUGAAUUGAAACAGGAGUCAGGGUUUGAGGAAUUUCUGGUGUGUUUGGAAAAACUGUGGAAAGCCCUGGAAAGUGAUCCUAAACUCCCUGAAAAACUGUGUGAUUCUGCAAGAUACCUGAAGUGGUUGAAAGACAUAAAAGAGACUCAUGGCUCUGUGGAGCAGUCAUCUUUAUCACUGGCAACAACAAUCAAUAGCAACGGAAUCUACCAAAUUAGGGCACCAGAGGAAGGCCAGAAGGUUUCUCUGGACACCGUCCUGUGCCUGACCGUCUCACAAAGCCACGGUGGCCAAGAAGAGAUACGGCAAUACUCCCUGGAAGAGCUCCAAGAACUGAUGAAUAAGCUGAUGCUGAUGUCAGGAAAGAUAGAACAAAGUACAGAAGUGGAGAAGUUUUCUGAGGUAUUUUCUAGUGUCCAGAGGCUUGCACUGUCUUUCAUCGACCUUUAUUGUGCUGGAAACAUGCUUUUCCGCUCUUGGGUCGCUGGUGUAUAUUGCUCACCCAGCCAUGAAUUCUGCCUUAGCAUGGACUUCAAUUUAAAUUCUGGUUGUGCCCUUAUUGGAAAUGGAGACGUCACAGAAGUGCUGCCAACUGUUUGCCAAAAGAUGGAGAGUUUCCUGGAAAAGUGGAACCAGUUUAUGUCGGAGGAGCGAUCCCAGUACUUUUACUUGAAUUACUAUAUGGCAGAACAGCUUGUGUACUUGUGCAAGGAGCUUGGCUCAAAGUGCCCCAGUGAGGCUGCCUUAACGAUGCUGUCAUUUAUAAAGCGCAACUGCAGCAAGCAAGAUGCCCAGGAGGUCUUCAGCCAAGUAGUAUCUAAAAAGGCAAAGAGGAAUUUUGCUGAUCUGCUUGGGCCGGUGGCAAGAGGGAGAGAGUUGGCUGUACAACUGGAGUACAUCUGGGAGUCCUACAUGAGAAGUAUGGGCUCAUUCCUUCCAGGCUGCCUGGACAUUGAAACCCUUGGCAUUUACUUGGCCACCCUGGCAGAUCUGGAGAAGAGGGGUGUUAUGCGAAAAUUGCCACAAGGUCUUCAUGCUGGCAGGCCUAACCUCAUUCUCUGUCCUCGCUCUGAGGUGUUGGCUUCGGCAUUGGCCAUCUACAUGAACAGUCCAGGGGAGAUGCUGCCAUCUUACGAUGAAGUCCUGCUCUGCACACCACAAACCAGCUAUGAGCAAGUGGCACUGUUUUUGAGGCGGUGCAUCACUCCAGGCUAUAAGGGGAAGAAGAUUUACACCUUGCUGUUUGCAGAUGAGUUGAGCUAUGAUGUUGGCUACAGGUCUGAGGAACUUUUCCAGAGUCUUCACUUUAAUCACCAUGAUAAUUAUAGGCUAGUGAUUCUCUGCAACUGUGAGAGAGAGCACUGCUACAUCCCUUCUGUCUUCAGCCAGUUCAAAGUUCAUAUGAUCCCUCAGCAGCCCCUGAAGGACAUUCAGGGCUACCUUGAGAAUCAUUACAAAGCAACACAGCCUCCAAGUUCUGUCUUCAAGGACCAAAUGUGUGUUGGGAUUGUAGCUUCUGAAAGGGCUGGAGCAGGAAAAUCUCUGUAUGUAAAGAGGCUGCAAGAGAAAAUGGAAGCAAAGUUGCAAGGCUGUGGAGUAAUCUUAAAAACAAUUAGGCUGAUCGAUCCAGAAGUGGAUGAAGGCAAAGUGCUGAGAACUCUCCUCCCGUUCCUAGAAAAUCAGUACCAGAAACAGCCCAUGAUAUUUCAUUUUGAUAUCACCUCUUCAGUCCAGACUGGAAUUCCAGAAUUUCUGUUCAAGCUGUUAGUUUUACAGUACCUGAUAAAUAUAGAUGGGAAACUCUGGCUGCGGAAACAGUAUCAUUUAUAUGUUGUAGAAAUUCUUGAACCAUCACCACCAUUAAAGAAAAGCAUGACAUCAACUUUUCCAGGACUGAAGUACAACUUCAUGGAUGUGUUCCCCAAAGUAACCUGCAGAUAUCCCAAGGAAGUCUUAGAUAUGGACAUGCAGAUGAAUGAUUGCUCAGACCCAGGUAUAGAUCAGGAAGUGUUCCGUAGCGAAGCCUUUCAGAGACCCUACCAGUACUUGAGAAGAUCUAGCAGAGGAGAUAGUCUUGACACAUUCCAGUAUGAAGAAGGCUCUGUUGCAGGGACACCAGCAGAGUGCCUGCAGAUGCUCCUGAUCCAUUGUGGAGUAAUAGAUCCUUCCUGGUCAGAACUGAGAAACUUUGCUUGGUUUUUGAACCUUCAGCUGAGAAAUUGUGAAACGUCAGUGUUCUGUAAUGCUGCUUUUGUCCACGAUGCUUUACAUGGCUUCAAAAAUUUUGUGGUCACAUUUAUGAUUUUAAUGGCAAAGGAUUUUGCUACACCAUCUCUAAACAUUUCUGAUGAAAGCCCUGGGAAUCAGUUUUUUGACAUGGAAAGAGUCAAAGAAAGAGAUCUUGUUCCAUUGCUUCUAAGGAAGAAGUGGGAGUCAGAGCCCCACCCAUAUAUAUUUUUCAAUGAUGAUUCUGUAUCUAUGACAUUCAUUGGCUUUCAUCUUCAGAAAAGAGUCAAUGGUAGCAUCGAUGCCAUCAAUCCCUUAAAUGGAAGUGUCAUCCGGGAAGGUGUGAUGACACCUGAGCUUUAUGAGGGAUUGCUGCAUCAGAGAGUUCCAUUAAACAUUAAUUUUGAUGAACUCCCUAGAAAUAAAAAAAUUGAGAAACUUUGCAUGGUUUUAGGAAUACAGUGGCCAAUUGAUCCUGAUGAUACAUAUGAGCUCACAACAGACAAUAUGCUAAAGAUCCUUGCCAUUGAAAUGCGAUUCAGGUGUGGUAUCCCUGUUGUCCUCAUGGGAGAAACUGGCUGUGGAAAAACCAGGCUAAUAAAAUUCCUGUGUGAACUACGUAGGAGCGGUGCCAGUGCCAAUAACAUGAAGCUUGUCAAGGUCCAUGGAGGCACCACAGCAGAUGCAAUCUAUGCCAAAGUCAGGGAAGCAGAAGACAUUGCUAUUGACAAUAAACAGCAAUACCAGUUUGACACCAUCCUGUUUUUUGAUGAAGCCAACACCACUGAAGCUGUCAGCAGCAUCAAAGAAGUCUUGUGUGAUCGCACAGUCGAAGGACAGCCUUUGGUCCGCAAUUCAGGUUUGCAAAUCAUAGCUGCAUGCAAUCCUUAUCGCAAGCAUACAGGGGAAAUGAUUCAGCGCUUGGAAUCGUCUGGCUUAGGCUACCGUGUCAAAGCAGAGGAGACCAAGGAAAAGCUUGGCUCCAUUCCUCUUAGGCAGCUGGUAUACCGUGUCCAUGCUCUCCCUCCUAGCAUGAUCCCUCUAGUGUGGGAUUUCGGACAGUUGAACAACGUUACUGAAAAACUCUAUAUACAGCAAAUGGUGCAAAGACUUACUAGUUCAAUACCGAUGUCUGAUGUUGAGCUCCAGUUAAUAACAGAUGUGCUUUUUCAGUCUCAGACGUAUAUGAGGCAAAGGAAUGAUGAAUGCAGCUUUAUCAGUCUCAGAGAUGUGGAACGCUGUGUAGAAGUCUUCAAGUGGUUCCACAACCACAGUGAAAUACUAAUGAAACAUCUGGAGAAGCAAGUUGCAGAGAGAAAGGCAGCUAAAGGUUUUGUCCAGCGAGACCCAGUCAUUUGGUCCUUGGUUCUUUCAGUGGGUGUUUGCUACCAUGCUUCCCUGGAAAGGAAAAAGGAGUACCGAAGAGUCAUCAGCACCAUCCUUCCAAAGCCAUAUGAUGGUGAAAAGGAAAUCCUUGAAGAAAUUGGCUUAGUUCAGGAUCUCUUCUUGAGUGACCUACCUCUGAGGGAAAUGAUCGCCAAGAACCUGGCACUGAAGGAAAAUGUUUUUAUGAUGGUUAUCUGCAUUGAACUUAAAAUCCCCUUGUUUCUCAUCGGCAAGCCUGGCAGUUCCAAAUCUCUUGCCAAAACGAUUGUGGCUGAUGCCAUGCAAGGCCAAGCAGCAUAUACUGAGCUUUAUAAAGAACUGAAGCAAAUCCAUUUGGUGUCCUUUCAGUGCAGCCCACACUCUACGCCUGAGGGAAUCAUCAACACUUUCAAGCAUUGUGCUCGCUUCCAAGAAGGAAAGAACCUAAAGGAGUAUGUCUCUGUAGUGGUGUUAGAUGAAAUUGGCUUGGCUGAAGACUCCCCCAAAAUGCCUCUGAAGACCCUUCACCCGCUCUUGGAAGAUGGCUGUGUUGAUGAUGAUCCACUCCCUCAUAAAAAAGUUGGCUUCAUUGGGAUAUCUAACUGGGCUCUGGAUCCAGCUAAGAUGAAUCGAGGGAUCUUUGUAUCCCGUGGAGAACCGAACAAGAGGGAACUCCUAGAAAGCGCAAAGGGUAUCUGCUCGUCAGAACGCGCUGUCCUGCACAAAAUUGACCGUUUCUUUCCCAUCUUUGCAAAUGCUUAUGAGGAAAUUUGCAAGACCCAAGGCAAGGAGUUCUUUGGGUUGCGUGAUUAUUACAGUCUCAUAAAAAUGGUGUUUGCUUUAUCCAAAAAAUUGAAAAGAGAGCCAGCUCCCCGUGAACUAGCAGAGAUAGUUCUCCGUAAUUUCAGUGGUAAAGAAGGUGUUGAGGCCUUGAACAUUUUUAUGUCUAGGUUCUCAGAAAAAGGAGAUAUCAUCCGUGAGGACAUUGGUACAAUUGAUCUAGUUCAGCAGAACAUUUACAGUGACUAUGAGGAUGGUGAAUGCCGUUACCUGCUGGUGUUGACGGAAAAUUAUGCAGCCCUCCAGAUCCUGCAGCAGGCUUUUUUCAAAGGUACACAGCAGCCAGAAAUUAUUUUUGGUUCCAGUUUUCCCAAAGACCAGGAAUACACCCAGAUCUGCAGAAACAUCAACCGAGUGAAGAUCUGUAUGGAGACAGGGCAGAUGGUCAUUCUUCUUAACCUGCAGAAUCUGUAUGAAAGCCUCUAUGAUGCCCUCAACCAGUAUUACGUUCAACUUGCUGGUCAAAAGUAUGUUGACUUGGGCUUGGGGACCCAUCGAGUGAAAUGCAGAGUGCACCCUAAGUUCCGUUUGAUUGUCAUUGAGGAGAAAGAGGUGGUCUACAAACAAUUCCCCAUCCCGUUGAUCAACAGACUUGAAAAGCACUACCUAGACAUCAAUACUGUGUUGGACAAGAGGCAAAGAGAUACUGUGGAAGAAUUGAAGAAAUGGGUGGACAGCUUCACAGCAGUUGAAACAGAAAAAUACUUUAUUGGCCAGCAGAAAUUUACCCCUUCUGAUGUCUUUGUUGGCUACCAUCCUGACAUCUGUGCCUCAGUUGUCCUGCAAGUGACGGAGAAGCUGAAAAUAGAUGCUUCCCCUCAGGAGCUGAUGCAAAAAGUACAAGAAGAGGCCAAGUUGGUCCUGUUAAACUGUGCAACUCCCGAUUCUGUAGUCCGCCUUGGUGAUUCACGGCUGGGUUCCUUUCUGGCAGAUGACUUGGCCAGGGUAUACUUUCAGCAGCAAUAUCACACUUCUCUUGCAGAGUUCCUUCGUGCCUGCCUUGGGACAAAGUCUAGGGGUCACACAAUCUUUACUGAGAUUUCUACUUUCUCCAGGCUCCUGACAGCAGCAGAUACAGAGACUUUGAAGGCAGAAGUACAAGGCGAGUUGGGCAGCCUCAAAGUUCUGUUCUUGCAACAGUUUGACACAGAAUACUCAUUUUUGAAAGAGAUUCGCAAUUUUCUAGAUGCUACAUCUGGAAGUAAAAUCCUGAUUAUUCAGACACACUUUGAAAAUGGAUCUCUCAGUGCCCAGCUCGUUGCUUCAGCCAGAUACUCAGUUGUUAACGAAAUCAACAAAUCGGAUCAGGGUGAAACCUCCGUGUUUGUGUUCUUCAUCACUAAACUGCCACGAGCUGAAGGAGGAAGUUCCUAUGUAGGAUUUCAAGGAGGGUUGUGGCAGUCUGUGCAUAUUGAUGACCUGAGGAAAUCCAAGGAUAUUAUCUCUGAUGUAACUGCCCUGAGAAAUGUCACUAUCAGCCAGCUCUUUUCUGCAGAGCCUCCUGAAAUCUUGGACACCACCAUUCUUCUACGGAGCUGUGUGCAAAGAGCUGUGGGCAUGCUAGAGGAUCAAAAUAAGGAUGCCAGCCGCAGUACUAAGAGAAUUGAAAUCCUCCUUAGCCUUCUGUCUCAGGAAGAUGACUUAAAAGCCUCCUUCCUGAAGAUAACAAAGACUCGCCUGUUAAGCCUUUUAGGGAAGCAAGAAGAAAAUGUUUACACCAUGAAAGAGUGGGUACGCCGAGAGGCAUCAAACCUCAAUGCCCUCCAAGAAGCAGGAACUUUCAGAGACACCCUGUGGAAGCGGGUCCAGAGUGUGGUGACUCCAUUUAUGGCCUAUAUGUUGUCUGUCCUAGACAGUGACUGCAACCUGGACCUAUUGGUCAGACCAACAACAGAAAAGUGUGUGAAAGCUCUGUGGAUAUUCAUCUUCAAUGAUCUCAAGCUGCUGGACAUCCCUUACAUUAUGGGCCAGAACAAUUCCCAAACUGAGACUAUUCAGGUGCAGAGCUACUUUAAGAAAUCAACAGGUGCUGGCAAUGAAAUGCCCUUCAGCUGGAAGAUAAAAGAUUAUUUGGAAGAUCUUUGGGGUCAAGCUCAGUACAUCCCUGGUAAUGAAGACAGAUUUGUAAGCAUCUUUCAGAAGAAACCACUGGGGCAAUAUAUUGCUGAUCUCCCUGAGGAAGAGAGGGAGCACCUUUUUCACUGUUACGUCAGAGACUUCAUCCUCCUGACAAUGGGUGCUUCUUCUAAUGAGCUAAUGUUUCUGCAGACAGCUCUCUUAUCAUGUAUGGAGGAAAUGAAGGCGGCUUCUUCCAAUGCAGAAGAGAGGGUGCUGCCCCUCCCCUGUAUCCAUCUUUGUUACCAUCAGUUUAGGAGUCGUCUGCAAAACCUUUCCAGGAUUUUUGCUGUGUACCCUGAUGUGUCCAAAGCUCUCACUGAACAUGUUGAGAAAGGAAACAGCUUCUUGCAUCGCCAAAUGGUUCUGGAUGUGCUUGCUGCAAUUGCUUGCACUGAGAUGUUGGAAGAAAAACUGUUGAACUGGGGAUCUCAAAAGUGGCUGAAGCAGGUGAAGAAGCUUCAAAUGCCAAUUGAACUUGUGUGUACAGCAAACUACAUUCAAAACAAUGGGAGCCAAUGUGACCAGCUGCUCCAGGAACUCAGGAGCCAAUGGAAUAGGAUUUUCUCACUGUCCCUCUUCGUGGAACAUGUACUCCUUGGAGUAGAAAUGCAGAUUCCAGAGGUGAAGAAGCUGGUAAAAAAGUUCACCUCACGCCUUGGAAAAUGUUUUCAAGGGGAUUCAGACAUUAAAACCCAUAACACAUUCUGUGCAGUCAUGAAUAUCCUAUGUCAGUGCAAGGAGGAUGCCAGUUCAGUGUUUUGCAGUUAUGGUUUGAGGCCAUGUCCAAUUUGCUUGGAAGAUCCUAGGGAGCCAGUCCACCUUCCUUGUGAUCAUGUGUAUUGUCAUCAUUGCAUAAAACAACGGCUGGUACCAGGAGAGAUGCGCUGUCCAUCUUGCAAAGUUGAACUACCAGAUGACUAUUCUCCCAAAGUAUCUGAGGAGAUCCGUGUUGCCAUUAAAAAAAUGACCCAGUUCCGCAAGUGUUGCAACAGUUUUUUCAUAGAGCUGGUUUCUACUAUGUGCUUCAAAGACAAUGAGCCCCCAGAAAAAGCUGUGAUCCAAGAGCUGCUGAACCUCCUGAAAGGUAUGUGUUCGUGUUCAAAGAACUACAGUGUGUACACAAAAACUCUAUCCCCCUUUAACGACGUGGUGGAUAAAACCCCUGUAAUCCGUUCUGUGGUGCUAAAGUUGCUUCUAAAAUACAGUUUCAAUGAUGUGAAAGUCCAUGUUCAAAAAUAUUUAUCAGACGCAGAAUCAAUAUGCAACCUAGACAAAGAAGACAAGACAGUACUGUACACGCUGUUUGCCAGCUGCCUUGAGGAUUCUAUGUGUGAGAAAUUUGGAGCCUCCUCAGAGAAAAGCAAGGCAAACUGCCUGAGAGAAGAUGGACACUUCCUAACAAACUACAUAAAGCAAAGCAGGAGCAGCCAUGAAACCUCUCAAAAAGUCACCAUUGAGUACCUGCAGGGAGUAGCCCACACCCGCCUGUGUAUGGAUAGGGCUGCACAGCUGCUCUUUGAACUUCAUGGAACUUCAGGCAAGUGGGAUUCUGUUAAACAUAAUUCGAAAGCAUUUUCCUUUCUCUUUCCAGCUAGUAGUCAAGAAACAGAGAAGCAACACUACCUGGAAAAAGUGAAGCAGUUCUGCAGUCAGAUUCAAAAUGACUGGUACCGAGUUUACCUUAUCCGCACACUUACUAAACAACAUGGGAUGGAGUUCACACAGAGACUUUCUAAUGAAUCCGAGUUUAACUGGAUAUUUCCAGCAGAAAUAAUUCAACAGAAAUUUCAGUCCAGUCAGAUUGAUCAGUUCCUAGUACAUGGCAAGAACUACAAAGUGGUGCGUGAUGCUUUGGGGAAAGCAGUGAUAGAAUGCCAGGCAGAUGGCAUUGCAGCAGCCUUGAAGGAAAGUAAUGUCUCCAAGUCUGUCCAGGCUGUUCAUUUUCUCUUGGCUGUCUUCAGAGAGUUGACAUCUCUGUAUGGAUGCAAAGAGCUGAGUCUUCAUCCGAAGCAGGAGCAACGUGAUGUUAUCAAGGAGUUCAUCCAGAGCUGCAACGUUCUUCCUUCUCCAGAGCUGGGGAAAUUUGCAGAAUCUCUGAUGGAUAACCACCCCCCCUCACUGGCACUGAGCCCCCAAGAUUCCAGCCAUAAGAGGGUAGUGAUUGAAAUGGCAAUUCACACUGCUGCUGUCUUGCUGUCUGGCCAGAAUCAAAUCCUUGAACCUCUAAGGAAUCUGGCAUUCUCACUGCAUACCAUGCAGGUUGCUUUUCUGCCAACAAUGCCAGAAGACUUACUGGCUCAGGCUGUGAGAUGGGAAGCAGCAGCAGGACUUCGAUGGUAUACAUGUCCAAAUGGUCAUCCCUGCACUGUUGGAGAGUGUGGUCGUCCCACGCAACGUGGUUUGUGUAAUGAAUGUGGUGCUGUAAUAGGAGGUUUCCCAAACCACACAACAGUGCCAGGCUUUGAUGAAAUAGGGAGUAUUCAAGACAGGUCACAAACUGGCCAUGUGCUUGGACAACCUGAAAAAAGAGAAGCUGAGGUAGCCUCUGAGAGGGAGAUGUCUCCAGCUGUCCUGAUUCUGAUUCGCUUGCUCACUCAUUUGUCGCUGCUUUUAGGAGCCACAAAAGAUCACCAGUCCCUACUACAGAUCAUAAAGCCACCAGUUCCGGAUCCGGUGAGCUUUCUCAUGCAGCAUAUUCAUAAGGACUUGGAGCAACUGAUGAAUACUCUUGGAAAGAGUGCUGAUGAAACUACCAGUGUUGUCCAUCUCAUUCUUUGUAGCCUUCUCAAGGAGCGUCACCAACAGACAAGCCAGUGUAAGGAGAACAGCUUGCAGCAUGUGGCUGCUGACAUAAAUCAGCUGCCUCCUCAAUCCGGCGUGGUGCUGCUGGACACCGACUCUGCAGGCCACCUCCUCAAUCCGGUGAUCCGCGCGGUGCUGUUGGGCGCAGACCUGGCAGGCUGCCUCCUCGAUCCGGCGCUGCGCUGCUGGGUGCCGACUGCAGGUCACCUCCUUGAUACAGCGCUCCGUGCGAUGCUGCUGGGCAAUGACCCUGCAGGUCGCCUCCGGGAUUCAGCAGCAGCAACGCGGCAGGAGGAGGAGGCCUGCCAUGCGACCCGAGCCAGCACGACCCAGCAGCAGCAACGCUGGCCGCGGAGAGAGAGGGGAAUGACACACAAUAAAUGUUCUUUUACAGGGAGUUUUGACAGUCUACUUUCUAAAAGGAAGGACAGAAAUGAUUGGGAAGGAAUUGUUGCUCAAAAUGUUGUUAUUCCAGAACUAAAGUUUCUGGAUAAAACACUUCUGGAGGUGAAUCAACAGAUCAGUGAAGAUAAGAGAAUGGCUUCCAACUUAAUAGCAAGAAUUAUAUAUGGUGACCCUGCAGCCUUCCUGUCUGAACUACCCAGCAAGAGCACUGUACACUGUUCCAGGAUGUGGAGCUGCAGGAAGAGGAUUUCAGUUGAGCACCUGGCACAUAUUGUCCAGCAGAAAGAUGGCAAGGAAACGGUGCCCAUCUUGUGGAAGUUUUUGCAAAAGGAAGCUGAAUUGAAGCUGGUGAAGUUUUUGCCAGAAAUUCUGGCUCUGCAGAAAGACUUGGUGAAGAGGUUCCAGAACAUUUCAGAGCUGGAAUUCCGAACAAUUAGCAAUUUCCUCAACAAGGUUUCACCAGAAUUCAAGAAUCUUAUGAAAAGCAGAGUGAAUACAUUUCUGAAUGUAUGGAACAAACUGAGAUCAUCCUUGGAAACUAGCGGUGAAAUUAAACUUCCCAAAGGUUAUUGUGAUACUGACUUAACCCUGGAGAGUGAGUUUGAGAUCCUUUUGCCUCGCCGACGUGGCCUAGGCCUUUUUUCCACUGCCUUGGCUAGUUAUCUCAUUGGCCUACACAAUGACUUCGUCUACACCGUAGAAGGAUAUACAACAGAUGCCAAAAGAUACUCUGUCAGCCCUGCUGAAGUGACAGAUCUACAUGUGAUCGCUUACGAUGUGGAGAGGGACUUGAUCCCAUUGAUCCUGUCCAACUGCCAAUAUAGCAUGAAGAAAGGAGGGGAGGCCCUCCAGGAAUUCGAUCUGGAAAAGAUUGAGCAGCAACUUGCUAGUAGAUUCCUACAGGGGAAGCCCUUAAUCACAUUGAAAGGCAUACCGACCCUGGUGUACAGACAUGAGCAAAAUUAUGAGCAUCUCUUCAAUGAAAUCAACAGUAAGCUGAGCCAGAUUUCUCUUCCAAAUUCCACAAUUGGCAUGAUCAGUGGGAAGUUGCUAUCCUACAGUGACAUCUGUGAAGCACUGUCUAUCACUGAAAUAACCUUAGGAUUCCUGGCUAAGGCUGGAGGAGACUCAAAGAUGACUUUGACUGAAUAUGUUGAAGAUAUCCUGCAGAUGGGCAGUCAGACAAAUGACCACGUGCUGAAGGCACUGAGCCAGUGUCACCUUGAGCACACCAUUGCACUGUGGCAGCUCCUAUUGUGCUAUAAAUCCGAACAGCUGCUGCAUCUGAAAAGGGAUCCCUUCGCAGAGGUUGGUGCGGCCUAUAAAGAUGAGCUCACUGCAGAGAACACAGAACUUCUCUAUGCCUUCCUUAUGCAGGCUGGGCUGGGGUCCUUCCUCCAAGAGUUGCACGAAAUGAUCAUCCUGAAGCUGAAACAUGCCAAAGCUGGGGAUGGAUUUGAACCCACAUGGGGCCUUAAGGCCACACUUACUUCAUACCUCGAAAGGAAAGGGAGCAACGUAUUAGAAGAACUAGAGGAUACAUUCCCAGAAGAGAUCCCACUCUCCCAGUGUAUCGCUGCCUGGAAAGUGGCUGCCACUCUUAAACGAGAACGAAGGCUUGGUUAAUUCAGACAGUGCAUCCUCUCUUCUUGCCCAACCAUCUUUUUUAAAAAAAAUACUGAAGAAUAAAGUGCUGAAUUUUUAGGUGCUGCUUUCCUUGCACUGAGAAAAAAAAUCAUAACUAAAGGAGAUCCUAACUAAAAGUGUAAUUCCACAAUAUUAGGAAUAAUUACUGCCUCAGAAGAUGAAGGAUAUACCCUCCCUCCCUACAACUAACUAUACAUUUUCCCCAUAUAAAAUGCAAGUUAGUGAUUCAAUCGCAUUCAAAGAAAGGGGUAGAAAAAGCAAAUGGACCCUUUCAAAAGCCAGAACUAGAUGUUGUAGUGUCACAGGUAGCUGGGUCAGAGGCAAUGAACUAAUCCUCCUUCUCUCAGGUCUUUUACCCUAUGCAAUGGUUUACACUUUGGCAAGAAAUGAAUUAGCAACGGCUUAACUACACUGAUGGGUGUGAAGCUGAUGUCAUUUUUUUGCCAAAUCAUUUUUAUUCAUUUUACAAUAAUUAUUACAAUUGAUACAAUACAUUUUUCUUUCUUAUAUUAAACAUUUUGACUAAAAGCCUGACUUCCUUCAACCCUUCCUUAUGAUUUUCUUGCUAUUAUAACAGAUUUCUAUAUUUUCGCUAUUUAAUCAUUGCUUUAAAUUAUAACAUCGUAACUCAUAUCUAAAAAGCCAUAUAUAAACUGAUUUUUAUAAUUUAACUUACAAAGCUUCUUACAAUCCUACCAACGUAUUUAACUGGUUGCAAUUGUCUUUCAAGUAUUCUGCAAAUUUAGUCCAAUCUUUGAUGAACCUCUGGCCCCGCUGUUCUCGGAUUCUUCCUGUCAUUUUAUCCAGUUCCACAUACUCCAUUAAUUUUGCUUGCCAUUCUUCCUUCGUUGGUCAUACUUCUUGUUUCCAUUUUUGUGCUAUUAGGAUUCUUGCUGCAGUGAAGCUGAUUUCAGAGACGAUGCAUCAAACAGUAGUAUUUUUAUAAGCAUUUUAUAAAGAAGUACAGGAUACAUAUUUUGGGUAACGUGAACACAUUAGAAGCCCAGCACUGGAAAUUAUAAGUACACAGUAAAUGAGUGUGAACACAGCCCUAAGCUAUGUCAGUGCUUAGUCAAGGAAAUAGUUUCAGGUAGCUGCUUUAAAAGCAAGUAAGUUAAAAAGCACACACUCAGGUGUGAUCUAAGUUGCCUUUAGCCUAUCCCCUCCCCCCCCCCGCUUUUUGCUCUUAUGAAAGAACUUUUAUUUCUGUUGGAUAAAAACAUAGAUAUUAAUUGGUAUUUUUGAACAUGCAUGCAAAAAAGUGUAUCUGAUUUUCAUUGCACUAAAUUAUGAUUGUGUUUAAUAUGACAUUUGAAUUGAGUGAUUGAGCUGUGAAUCUGAUGUGAAGACAACAUACCUCACACUUCUACACAUCUUUAAUGAGGAAGCAAUACUCAUGGUCUGCUUCAGAGUUGUGCUUACAUAAUGCAUUGGCUAAAGUGAUGUCAUUUGCAGUGGUGUUCCAACUCAUUGUUCUAACAGAGCAGUAGACUCGGAAUCCUACUAUGGAUGAACCUAUGGUCAUUUUUCACCAAUGUAUAAGAGCUCUAUUGCUGCUCACUCCAUUUAAUAAAUCAAAUGUUUGCUACCAAAAGGCGUCCAUUGCAUGAACAAUGACUUGUAUUUAUGUGCUAUAGUAGGGAAAUUCUGGAUUAUUUAAAUUCUGGUUGAGAAAAUAAUCUUUAAACAAAACUAUUUGGGGAUGGGGGUUGAAUUGUUUCAACCAUAAAUGAGCUCAACUCAAUAGGUGCAGGCACCCCUUUUUAGUUAAGAAUAAUAAUAAAAAACCCAGUCCUGCAGAAAAUUGUUUCUUGAUACAGAAGUAUGUACACCAGGGGUCAGCAAACGUUUCCAGCAGGGGGCCGGUCCACUGUCCCUCAGACCUUGUGGGGGGCCGGACUAUAUUUUGAAAGAAAGAAAAAUGAACAAAUUCCUAUGCCCCACAAAUAACCCAGAGAUGCAUUUUAAAUAAAAGGACACAUUCUACUCAUGUAAAAACAUGCUGAUUCCUGGACCGUCCACGGGCCAGAUUUAGAAGGUGACUGGGCUAGAUCUGGCCGCCGGGCCUUAGUUUGCCUAUCCAUGAUGUACACACAUCGAACUAACCGAAGCAUUCAGCAGACUUUUCUUUUUAAAUGAUCACAAGCAAAGGUUUACUGCAAGGCAUUCAACAAAGGGGUAAGUGGGCAAUGUCCCACAUUAAGUGACAGCUUGCGCUCUGUUCAACAUAAAAGGCCAACACAUGGACCGUGGUUCCAUAAACAUGUUUUUUUUCUUUUUUGGAGGGGGGUUAUACAUAAUGCUUAUUGCCAUUAUGUGGAUGGCCUGUGAAUUUUUGCACCUUUCUCUAUAAACAUCCUUUCCCUAUGCAUGGUCAGAAACACAGGUUUUCUUGAUUGGUUCAA